AUGUCAAUACUCUUUUUUCCACUGUCUGCUCGGCUCUUUUAUGGGAAGAGGGGUACCAUUGUUGUUCCCGUAAACCCUGCCAUCAGCGAUGAUGAUAGCUCAGAGGAAGAAGACAACAAUGUGGCAGAUCCUGACUUCCAUCCACCCACCCACAACCUGGACAUUGAUGGCCCUUCUGCCAAAAGGAAGUGCAUGCGGUCUGCAAUGGAGGUGCUUGUAGAUGAGGACCUGGACGAAAAUUAUGAAAAUCAAGACCCGGCACUAACAGCAAAGAGGACAGCCAACAAAAGGAAGCCAGAACCCCGGCGAACCCUCUGGAAGAAGGUUAACCUGGACAACCCACCCCUGUCUGAAUACCAGCACAUUCCCCCUGACUUCAUCCAAAGUCCAUUUGAUUAUUUCAGCAGGUACUUCAGUCAUAAAGUAAUCUCGCACAUAACAUAUCAAACCAACUUAUAUGCAACCCAGAUGAACAUCAACACCACCUUUGCCACCACUGAGGAUGAAAUUAUGAACUUUGUGGCUAUACUCAUCUACAUGGGGAUUGCGGAGCUGCCCUCUGUUGAUGACUACUGGGCAAUGGAGACCAGGGUCUCGCAAGUUGCAAACCUGAUGUCAUCCAAGCGGUUCAAGUUAUUGAAGAGGGUUGUCCACUUCAAUAAUAAUGCUCAGAUCCCUGGUAACAAUGACCGCUUCUUCAAAGUCCGACCAUUGUUCAACUAUCUGGUUACUGCCUUCAGAAGAGAGCCAGAGACCCCCAAGCAGUCGGUUGAUGAGGUGAUGGUUGCCUACAAAGGUAAAACUGCUGGCAACCUGAGGCAGUACAUAAAAUCCAAGCCAGACAAAUGGGGUUUUAAAUUAUUUGCCAGGGCUUCUCAGGAUGGCUUCAUUCACGACUUGAUCCUAUACCAAGGGCAGACUACACUUGAGGCCCACGGUGUCCCACUGACACCUGAACAACAAGUCAUGGGUGUCACCAGCCAGAUAGUCUCUGUCUUGGCCAGCACCAUGUCCUCCUCCAGCCCAAAAACAAUCUUUGCAGACAAUUACUUUAGUGGCCUAGAUAUUGUGCGAUACCUCAAGAGCCAGAACUGCCGGUACACAGGAACAGUCAGGGACAACAGGACGGGCAAUGCUCCACUCAGGCCCAUCAAAGAGAUGAUGAAGAAGGCUGUCCCUCGUGGUACCUGUGACUACACCACCAGUGAUGAUGGGAUCCUGAUUGUCAGGUGGAAAGACAACAAGGUUGUCACUCUGAUGUCAACAGACAUGGGGGUAGAGCCUUGGUCCUCAGUCUACAGGUACUGCAGUGACACCAAGAGAAAGGAACAAGUGAGCUGUCCAUAUCUCAUCAAGAGCUAUAAUGCAAACAUGGGAGGGAUUGACAAGAGUGACAUGCUGGUCCACCUCUACCGCACUCCUUUGAGAGCCAAGAGAUGGAACAUGCGGCUCUUUGCAUACGCCAUUGAUGUCAGCCUCACUAAUGCCUGGAUAAUGUAUAGGCGUGACAGCAAGGCUCUUGGUGUGAAUGCUGGCCUGUCACUAAAGGACUUCAGGAUCCAGGUCUUCAAGACGGCCAGCAGUUCAAAGUCAAUGACAUCUCGACCCCGUAGGAGCUCAGCACCACUGCCAGCCAGCUCCAGCACCUCUGCUGAUAUCCCCAAGCCUAUCCAGGAACACCGCAGUCACGUACCACACUACUCUGUGCGGUUUGAUAUGUCACUGUUCCAUGCCCCUGUCUACAGCAACAGCCACCAGACCUGCAAGCAAUGCAGCAGGAAGGGUAACAUCAUAAGGUCAAACCUUGUCUGCAGGGUCUGUCAGGUCCAUCUGUGUCUCAAUGCUGAGCGCAACUGCUUUGUCAAGUACCAUGAAGCAGUUGCCUAA
Paramisgurnus dabryanus is the source of this 1887-nucleotide messenger RNA. The record is from RefSeq and is a predicted model, not a curated record. NCBI's taxonomy places the organism in Eukaryota, Metazoa, Chordata, Actinopteri, Cypriniformes, Cobitidae.